Nomascus leucogenys (northern white-cheeked gibbon) is the source of this 3498-nucleotide messenger RNA. It is a transcript of the gene ZNF2, whose product is annotated as zinc finger protein 2. Gene Ontology annotation, molecular function: DNA-binding transcription repressor activity, RNA polymerase II-specific. The record is from RefSeq and is a predicted model, not a curated record. Gene Ontology annotation, biological process: negative regulation of transcription by RNA polymerase II. Lineage: Eukaryota; Metazoa; Chordata; Mammalia; Primates; Hylobatidae.
UGUGAUUUUACAUUCUGAUUUUUUCCAUUGGACCAAGAGUUCAUUUGGGGCAGUAACUUACUCAUAUUUGUAACCGUGCCUUGCUUAUGGUGAGCAAUUUGGAUGUUUUGAAAGAAAGUAGUCUUACGGAGACGGAGAGUAGAAGGAUGGUUAACAGACUGGGAAGGGUUGGUGGGGUAGGGAAGUGGGGAUAGUUAAUGGGUACAAAAAAUAGAAUAAGAAAUAGUAUAACUAGUAUUUGAUAGCACAUCGGAGUAACUGCAGCCAAUAAUAUUGUACAUUUUAAAGUAACUAAAAGAAUAUAACUGGAUUGUUUGUAACACAAAGGAUAAAUGCUUGAGGUGAUGGAUAUCCCAUUUGUCCUGAUGAGAUUAUUAUGUAUUGCAUGCCUGGGUCAAAAUAUCUCAGGUGGCCCAUAAAUGUUUACACCUACUAUGUACCCACAAAAAACUUAAAAAAAAAAAACCACUAAUAAAUUAACCUGGAAAAACGUAGUUUUGUUCCUGAAGUAGGAUUUUAUCAUAUUCUUUGUAAUUUUCAGUCUUCCCUGAGAUGUAGCUCAGUGGUUCCUAGCUUCAGCUGCACAUUAGAGUCACCUGCAGCUCUUUUCAAACUGUCGCUCCACAGCUGGGCCUCAGGCAUCAAUGCCUAAAGCUCUGCGGGUGAUUCCAGCUUGCAGCCAGGGCCCUUCCAGCAACUCCAAGGCCGGCUGGUGUGCGCUGAAGCUGUCGGGAGUCGGACCAGCUGCACAGUUAAUACAUAUGUGUCCUAGGCUCCUCUCUCCUUCCAACGCAAAUAUGUGCACAAACCCUGCCUGGAACCGCAGCCCUGUUCUCAGAAUCAGAUUCCUGAAAGUGGGCAAGCGGAAGCGGAAAUAAGCCCUCUCCCAACGCCAGCUGACUCGAUUUCGUCUCGGUCUUCCCCAGGGCUGGGCACGGGGCACCAUGAUCAGAGAGACACAUUCCCUGUGGACGGCGCUCCCAUCGGAUGACUGGAGGGACGCGACACUAGAGGCAGGCAGUACUUCAGGGUGACCAUAAGUCUUCCAAACAUCCACAACGGCUCGUUCUCCCAGCUAAGGCGACAACGCUGCCAUUUUGGAUCUUGUUCACCCGCGCGAAGCCGGCGUUUGCACAGAUUUUCGGACGUCAUAUUAAAGCGCACCGGGCGCCGAGACUUCAGGGAAAUGAAGUCCUUGCGAAGGCCCCGCAUUGAUUGGGAGCGCGGGCUCCAGGACCCUUUGCGCAGGCGCGUUGGUUUCCCGACCUGAAGAGGCGCCGUCUUCCCGGGUCCCGAGCACUCUGUGCCGGAGGACUCUGCCCUUGUCCACAAGGAGAGUACACAGGAGAGAAUGGCUGCUGUGUCUCCAACCACCAGAUGCCAGGAAUCAGUGACAUUCGAAGACGUGGCUGUGGUUUUCACAGAUGAAGAGUGGAGUCAUCUGGUCCCCAUACAGAGGGACCUCUACAAGGAGGUGAUGCUGGAGAACUAUAACAGCAUUGUGUCAUUGGGCCUUCCAGUUCCUCAACCUGAUGUGAUUUUCCAAUGGAAGAGAGGGGACAAGCCGUGGAUGGUAGAUCUUCAUGGGUCUGAGGAGAGAGAAUGGCCAGAGAGUGUCCCUCUAGACUGGGAAACUAAGCCUGAGAUUCAUGAUGCUUCAGACGAAAAAUCAGAAGGAUCAUUGAGGGAAUGCCUUGGAAGGCAAAGUCCUCUGUGUCCUAAAUUUGAAGUUCAUACACCCGAUGGCAGGAUGGGAACAGAAAAGCAAAGCCCUUCAGGGGAGACUCAUAAGAAAUCCCUCUCCCGGAACAAAGGCUUGCAGCGAGGGUCAGCCCUGCCCAGGGAAAUUCUCACUAAAGAGAGACACCAGGAAUGCAGUGACUGUGGGAAGACCUUUUUUGACCACUCAUCCCUCACCCGCCAUCAGAGGACUCACACUGGGGAGAAGCCCUACGACUGCCGCGAGUGUGGGAAAGCCUUCAGCCACAGGAGCAGCCUCAGCAGACAUCUGAUGUCACACACUGGGGAGAGCCCCUACGAGUGCAGUGUGUGCGCAAAAGCCUUCUUUGACCGCUCGUCCCUAACUGUCCAUCAGCGAAUUCACACUGGAGAGAAACCCUUUCAGUGCAACGAGUGUGGAAAAGCCUUUUUUGACCGUUCAUCCCUUACUCGACACCAGAGAAUUCACACUGGAGAAAGUCCUUAUGAAUGUCAUCAGUGUGGGAAAGCCUUUAGCCAGAAAAGCAUUCUUACUCGCCACCAGCUAAUCCACACUGGCAGGAAGCCUUAUGAGUGUAACGAGUGCGGGAAAGCUUUCUAUGGUGUCUCGUCACUGAAUAGACAUCAGAAAGCUCAUGCUGGAGACCCUCGCUAUCAGUGUAACGAGUGUGGCAAAGCUUUCUUUGACCGCUCAUCCCUUACACAGCAUCAGAAGAUCCACACUGGAGACAAGCCAUAUGAAUGCAGCGAGUGCGGGAAAGCCUUUAGCCAGCGGUGCCGGCUCACGCGGCAUCAGCGUGUCCACACGGGAGAGAAGCCCUUUGAAUGCAGUGUGUGUGGGAAAGUUUUCAGUUCAAAAUCUUCUGUUAUUCAACAUCAACGGCGUUACGCCAAACAGGGAAUAGACUGAGUUGGGCAAAAGCUUGGGUAGGACAAGACUUCCAUACAAAUUUGAGAUAGAUCUCCCCUACCUUAAAGCUGCCAUUUGCUCAUUCUACCCACUCUGGCUGCCGUUGUCCUGUCCUGCUUCUGCCCCAGAGCGUUUAAUAAGCACUCCCUUCCUGCUGUGUUAUAGAACUGUAGGGGAGGCCAUGGAAAUGACUCUAAAGAUACAAAAUUUUGAAGAGGUUUGUCAGACAAUAGGAUAGAUGUUAGGAAGAGACAACACUUCUUGUCUGAGAACCUAGGCCCCAGGUAUCACUGCACUUGAAGAAACUGGAGGCUGCAACAGGAGGGAAAGGCAGAAUGAUAUCAGAGCAGUACUAUUUUUUUUUUUUUCAGAACAGUUGUUUUGAUGGCUGCUAGUCCCCCUCUCUUGGAGCUUUUUGGGACACUAAUGUUGUUCUCUUGUGUCCCAGCUUUUAGAUCUCUUACUUCCACUGCUAGUAGCUAGUACUUACUGAGCACCUGCGAUGAGGUAAAGACUCAGCUAAGGGUUUUACAGGAAGUAGAUUAGUUGAUCCUGUCACCAACCAUAUGAAGUAGGCACUGUUACCACCUGCAUCUCCAGAUGAGCACCCUGAGGUUUAGAGAGAUUAAAUAACUUGCCCAAGGUGAACCAGCUGGUAAAAGGUGAUGCCAGGUCUUGAAGACAGGUCCACCUUCAAAGUCUGUUCUCUUUACCAUUAUGCUCAAUGGUUUGUUUGUUUUAUAAUUUAUGUAUAUGUAUUAUCCUCUCAGCUAGAUUGUAAGCACUUGGAGGUGUGACUUACAGGUCUUUGUAUCUCACACAGUGCCUUGCUAAUAGGUGCUCAAUAAAUAUUUAUAUGAGUGAAUGAC